UCCUGUUUGGCAGACACAACCUUGGUUCACCCCUCUCCUUCACCUGUUAGUAGACAAUCCUGUUCUUCUCCCCCAGUCGACUCAUCUGUUGACACAACCACACAACCAUGCCUUACAUCCCCUUCGACGACAGUUGAGACUGAUGGCUUGCAUGGUCUCCGGGAAAUUCUCCAGCAGAGAAAUGUUUCAGGCAAGGCUACAGCAAUCAUCCUCAAGUCCUGGUCUGACGGAACACAAAAACAGUACAAACCAUACAUCAAACAGUGGAUGGACUUUUGUAGUGAAUGGAAGACUGAUCCCUAUGAUCCACCUGUAACCGUUGUUUUAGAAUUCCUCGUUAGCCUCCAUGAAAAGGGAUUGACUUACACCACCAUCAAUACUGCCAGGAGUGCCGUAUCAGCAGUUACUAUACCCAAGAGUAACAUGACUGUGGGCAGUCACCCACUUGUUUCCAGGUUUAUGAAAGGUGUUUACAAGGAUUCUCCGCCAACUCCACGCUACCGGUCAACCUGGGAUGUAAAGCCUGUCCUAACUUAUCUUUCCUCCCUUCACCCUUCAGAGAAGCUUGAUUUAAAAUCACUCACUCUAAAGCUGGUUUUGCUGAUAGCCCUGGUCUCUGCACAAAGGGGACAAUGUUUUUAA
Porites lobata is the source of this 642-nucleotide messenger RNA. The record is from the annotation of a GenBank genome assembly. NCBI's taxonomy places the organism in Eukaryota, Metazoa, Cnidaria, Anthozoa, Scleractinia, Poritidae.